This is a messenger RNA of Anthostomella pinea, 813 nucleotides long. The record is from the annotation of a GenBank genome assembly. NCBI's taxonomy places the organism in Eukaryota, Fungi, Ascomycota, Sordariomycetes, Xylariales, Xylariaceae.
AUGCGUCUCUUCGUGACUGCGACCGUCGCCGCCCUCUGCGCCUCUGCGCAGGCCUUCUCCGACUCGUCUCCUUUCAUUCUGUUCUCCACAGCCAAACUCUCGAAGCCAGCAUCCCAAGACCAACAGCUCCAGUCGAGCUCGCAGGUCCUCGAAUCGACGAAGCAGCUCCUCUCGUCCUGCCCGACCGACCGCUACCUGCUCGUCUCGCAGCCGAACCUUAAUGCCGCCACGCAUCUCAGCUCCAAGGCCUCGGUGCCCAGGCUGACCGGGGCGUUGGACCGCGCCGAGAGCAGCUACAGCAUCGCCGAGGUGGCGGGCGAGCUGGACCUGAAGCAGAUCGCGGCGUAUAUCCGGGAGACGUGCGACGUGAAGAGCUCAGCCAUCGACGAGAUUUACCUGUCGACGCUCCCCACCAGCGAUGGAGUUUCGAUCCUGAGGGAAAAUGACGAACAUCUCGGUAUGGUUCUAGAGCAGUACCAGGCGACAGAGGGCUCCUACACGGUCAUCUACGCCGGAGGCCCGCGGACGGAGAAGCCCGAGAGCUACGUGGCCGAAUUCCAAAACGGCGUCCAGCUCAAGAGGCAUCUGCAGGGCGUCGUGAGGAGGGACGAGCAGCCCGCCCCAGGCCGCGAUCUCCGGCCUCUGUUCGAGAAGUAUCAGUACUUCACCCCAGGUAUCUUCAUGGGCUUGAUCACUCUGAUCAUCCUGAUGACCAUUCUCUACGCUGGUAUCUCUGCGGUCGCCAGUCUUGAGAUCCCUUACGGUGCUUUCGACAAGGAGAUGGGGCCUGCUGCCCAGAAGAAGCAGCAAUAA